GCAUCACCGUUUAGACUUACAGGUGCCUAAUGCAAGGUGCCUUUUAACUUACUCCUUUAAUUUUUAGAAAGAUCCAGUAGUAGUAAGUGCAGAAAAUAGGGCACUUGGUCUAGAAAAACAUGGCUAUGAAAGCGGCAGGACCUAGGCUGGAAGUCGCAAGCGAUGAUAUCCUUCCGCGAGCUCCAAGAAUGGAGUCCUGGUCCUUUUAGGCUGGCUGUCAAGGGGGUGGGGUGUAGGGCGGAAGUCAUGGCGCAGGGCCGAAGUUUAGCUGAUGAAGGGCGGAAGUAGAGUCCUCAAGUCUGCGAUCAUGGCUCAAGAAGAGGAAGAUGUUAGAGAUUACAAUUUGACGGAGGAACAGAAAGCGAUCAAGGACAAGUAUCCUCCAGUCAAUCGGAAGUAUGAAUAUUUGGAUCAUACGGCUGACGUCCAGUUACAUGCAUGGGGGGAUACCCUGGAGGAAGCCUUUGAGCAGUGUGCCAUGGCCAUGUUUGGUUACAUGACAGACACUGGCACCGUGGAACCCCUCCAAACGGUAGAAGUAGAAACCCAAGGAGACGACUUGCAGUCUCUGCUGUUUCACUUUUUGGACGAGUGGCUUUACAAGUUCAGUGCUGACGAGUACUUCAUACCGCGGGAAGUGAAAGUCCUUAAUAUUGAUCAAAAAAAUUUCAAGCUACGAUCAAUUGGGUGGGGAGAAGAAUUUUCAUUGUCCAAGCACCCUCAGGGAACAGAGGUGAAAGCAAUCACAUACUCAGCAAUGCAGGUCUAUAAUGAAGAGAAGCCAGAGGUUUUUGUGAUCAUCGACAUUUAAGGCACCAGAAAAAGAAAAACUCUUAUGAAGAACUGAUUUGUUUUCUUCCUUCUGAGAAGAUGCAAUGAUUAAUUUUCUAUGGUGUCUUUGCUAAAUGGAAACACAGAACUGAGAAUUUAAAGUGUGACUUUCAGAAGUUGAAAACCAGUGUGUGGCCUUGCUUUGUGAUAAUGAGUUCUUCGAUUUCUGAGGAA
Molecule: messenger RNA, 1005 nt
Organism: Acomys russatus (golden spiny mouse)
Lineage: Eukaryota; Metazoa; Chordata; Mammalia; Rodentia; Muridae
Gene: Tslig1
Product: zinc finger and BTB domain containing 8 opposite strand
Exons: 7
Coding region: 272-811 (179 amino acids)
Biological process (GO): tRNA splicing, via endonucleolytic cleavage and ligation
Cellular component (GO): tRNA-splicing ligase complex
Source: RefSeq, a predicted model, not a curated record